Messenger RNA from Trachemys scripta elegans, 6973 nucleotides. RefSeq names its product serine/threonine-protein phosphatase 6 regulatory ankyrin repeat subunit B-like. The transcript has 27 exons. Bases 205 to 4965 code for a protein of 1586 amino acids. NCBI's taxonomy places the organism in Eukaryota, Metazoa, Chordata, Testudines, Emydidae. The record is from RefSeq and is a predicted model, not a curated record. Gene Ontology annotation, cellular component: membrane; glycosylphosphatidylinositol-N-acetylglucosaminyltransferase (GPI-GnT) complex. Gene Ontology annotation, biological process: GPI anchor biosynthetic process; calcium ion transmembrane transport. Gene Ontology annotation, molecular function: calcium channel activity; protein binding.
AGAGAAUAGGGGGAAGGAGGUGGGGGCAAUCUGCUGCCCUUACCUCCUACCAAGAGAGAGCAAAAGAAUGAGAAAUUGACAUCGGUCACUGCCUGAGACGGCUUCUCUCAGCACAGCCGAGGAGAGAAGAAAUAUGAUUUCCCUACAAGGAGCCGUGCAAGGGCUGACCUUGAAAAGGAUCUGAUUUGGGGGAAGAGAAGGAAAAUGUCCGAGAACAGUGCGUCUCUGAGCCCCCCAGGAUUGUUCGCAUCUGGCAGCAGAGUGCUGCAGCUGGCCACCAAAGGGGAGUGGAUCACCCUGGAGCAGACCCUGAGAGGCAUGGACAAGGGGGACCUGGCCGUCUCCCAGACUGACCAAGAGUCGGGCCUGACCCCCUUCAUGAUCGCGGUGAGAGAGAACAGGCUGUCCAUUGUCGAGAGGUUGCUGGAGCUGGGAGUGAAUCUUUCAGACCAAACUAAGAAUGGCCGAAAUGCUUUACAUGUGGCUGCUGCCCACUCGAAGGAGGAGAUCAUCCGGCUGCUGCUGGCUGGAAAGGCAGAUCCCAACGUCCCCGGAGGGCCCAAGGUGCAGUUGCCUGUUCAUUAUGCAGCCCUCCGUCCCAUUGGGGCUGUCGGUGUGAUGCAGAUGCUGCUGAAGGCUUCUCACAAAGAUGCUAGGCUGAGCCAAGACCAGGACGGCCGCACUCCUCUCUUUCUUGCCGUGGAAGCUGGGAAUCUGGGAGUCUGUAAGGAACUGCUUUCCACGCACGCCGAGGCCCAGCUGAGCGCACGGGAAAAGCGAUACGGGGACACUGUGCUGCAUGCAAGCUGUAGGAAAAGAGAUGUGGAAGUUACCAAAAUCCUAGUGGAGUAUGGAGCUGUGGUGGAUUGCCAGAAUGAUGAAGGUCAGACUCCUCUACAUGUCGCUGCGUGGGAAGGCGAUGAAGCCCUGCUGAAGUUCUUCCAUCACUGCAAGGCCAAUCCUAAUGUAGCAGACAAGAUGGACCGGUCCCCCUUGCACAUUGCUGCAGAACGAGGCCACGCCAAUGUGGUGGAGUUGCUGAUGGAGAAGUUCCACUCCAAUGUGCUAGCUCGCACUAAGGACGGCAGCACCCUCAUGCACGUUGCCUCCGAGCAUGGGCACCCGGACACCGCUCUGGCUUUUCUGAAGAAAGGAGUCCUGCUGCACAUGCCCAAUAAGAACGGGGCGCUCUGCUUGCACGCGGCAGCCAAGCGGGGCCAUGCUGCCGUGGUGAAGGCCCUGCUGCAGAGGGGGGCAGAGGUGGAUGCUCGAACCAAAGAAAACUACACGGCCCUGCACCUUGCUGCCCAGCACUGCAAGCCGCUGGUGGUACAGACUCUUCUGGGCUUUGGGGCCCGAGUCCAGCUCAAGGGAGGCAAGGCCCAGGAGACACCUCUGCACAUCGCAGCCCGCAUCCGCGAGGGAGAGAAGGUGGCGGAGAUGUUGCUGAAGAGUGGCGCCGACGUCAACGUGGAACAAGAGAACGGCGAGACGGCCAUGCACGUCGCAGCUCGCCACGGCAACCUGAGGAUGAUCAAGGCCCUGAUCGAGGAAGGAGGGGAGCUCACCUUGCAGUCCAAGGCCGGAGAGUGCCCCCUACACAUCGCAGUGCAGCACUGCCACCUGCCAGUGGUGGAAGAGAUCCUCAACUACCUGGCCACGGAGAAGAGCCACGCAGAGGCCGCCGCCUGCGUCAACCAGGAAAACAAGGCAGGGGAGACACCCCUCCACCUGGCUGCUGCAGUGAAGAAGGACAUGGUCCACUUUGAGGAGGAGGAGACCAAGAUCAUUGCCAUGCUCAUGGAGUACGAUGCCGACAUCUCCCGUACCACGCGACUAUCCCUUGAGACCCCUCUGCAUUACUGUGCCCGUGUGGGCAAUGCGGAUGUCCUGCUGGAGAUGCUUAAGCACAUUAACACCAGCCGAAUGCAGCAGACCAUUAACAAGCAAGCCAAGAAUGACUGGUCCCCGUUGCUGGUGGCGGCAGAGCGAGGACACACAGCGAUAGUGAAGAUCCUGCUCCAGCACCACGCUCGUGUCGAUGUCUUUGAUGAGCACGGGAAAGCAGCUUUGCACCUGGCCGCAGAGAACGGCCAUGACCAGAUUGCAGACGUCCUGCUGUGGCACAAGGCCUUCGUCAAUGCCAAGACCAAGCUGGGCCUGACACCUCUUCACCUCAGCGCUCAGAACGGCUACAACCAUUUAGUCAAGUUCCUCGUGGAGACUCACCUGGCCAGCAUUGAUGCUAUGACCCUGACCAAGCGAACCCCUCUGCACCUCGCUGCGCUGACCGGCCAGCUGGACGUGUGCACCGGCCUGCUGAGCAUGAGCGCGGACGUCAAUGCCACCGACAUCCAAGGACAGACGCCGUUGCACCUGGCCGCUGAGAAUGACCAUUCGGAGGUGGUUCAGUUCUUUCUGAAGCACAAGCCGGAACUGGUGACCUCUGCCAACAUGGAAGGUUCAACGUGUGCCCACAUAGCUGCCUCCAAAGGCAGCGUCGCUGUGAUCAAGGAGCUGCUGAAGUUCAACAAGGUGGGGGCGACCACAGCACGCAACAAGACAAACAACUCCACGCCCCUGCACCUGGCAGCUGCUGGUGGACACGGCGAGGUGGUGAAGGUCUUGCUGCAGACGGGAGCCUCGGCAGUGGAUGAGGACGGCGAAGGAAUGACGGCAAUUCACCUGGCAGCCAAACAUGGGCACAUCAGUGUCCUGGAGGCCUUAAAGGGCAGCGUCUCCUUGAGAAUCACCAGCACCAAGACAGGAUUUACUGCCCUUCAUGUGGCAGCUCAUUACGGCCAGCUGGACUUCGUCCGAGACAUGCUCGCCAGGGGAUUGGCCGCCAUGCGCAGCGAGCCUCCCAAGCUCACCUCCGCAGGACAGCAGGUCAAGCAGCAAGGCAGUGAGUCAGGAUUCACGCCACUGCACCUGGCCGCCCAGUCGGGACACGAGAGCCUGGUCCGGCUGCUGCUCAACUACCCAGGUGUGCAGGUGGAUUGUCAGACCAGCCUGCAGGGCUCCAUCCCUCUCCACCUGGCGGCCCAGCAUGGUCACACCGCCGUCGUUGGGCUCCUUCUGAGCAAAUCCACCUCCCAGCUGCAUCUCCGAGACAAGAGAGGGCGGACAUGCCUCCACCUGGCUGCAGCCAAUGGCCACGUUGAGAUGGUGCGGGCGUUGCUGGGCCAGGGAGCGGAGAUCAACGUCACCGACAAGCAAGGCUGGGGCCCAUUGCACUUUGCUGCCAAAUCGGGUUUCCUGGCUAGUGUCCGGCUGCUCGUGGAAAGCGGUGCCACACCCACUCUCGAGUCCGAAGAGGGGAGGAUACCUAUCCAGUAUGCAGCUGCUGAGAACCACCAAGAAGUAGUGAGCUUCCUGCUGAAAAAGAACACCACCACCUUGAAACUGAUUGAGGACAGGAAGUUUAUCUUUGACCUUAUGGUCUGUGGGAAGCUGAACAACAACCAGGCGACUGAGGAAUUUGUCCUUCACUCUUCUGCUCCCCUGGACACUGCUGUCAAGCUUUCCCGGGCCUUCAACAUGGCUGCCCUGAAGGAGAAGGAACGCGCCAAAGACUUGCUGACUGCUGCCAAGUACACUGAGAGCAUGGCCACUGAGCUCCUGACGCUGGCCUCUGGAGGUAGAAGUGCUGGCUACCUUCUCCGUGCAGUGGAUCACAGAGGCACUACCAUGCUGGACUCGCUAAUUGAAUGUGAACAGAAGGAUGUAGUAGCGCAUCCAGCAGUGCAAAAAUACCUGACAGAAGUCUGGUAUGGCAGCCUGAAGUGGGCCCCAUGGAAGAUCGCCCUUUUGUUCGUCUGCUUCCUAGCAUGCCCCCCCAUGUGGCUGGUUUUCUCCCUACCCCUGAAACAUAGGUUCAAUAAAACUCCUAUCAUGAAGUUCAUGAGCCACUUGGCAUCUCAUAUCUUCCUGCUCAUCCUGUUCAUCCUAACCAUAGUGUAUCCCCCUAUUAGCCCCAUCUAUGAAGGUCACAUGGUGCCAUACUGGAACGAGUGGUUGCUCUUAGCUUGGCUGCUGGGGACACUAGUCACCGAGCUCACCCAUUCUGGAGAAAGGGCUGGCCUGGCUUGGAUCAGAGUGUUCGUCUUGGGCUUCUCUGCCAUUGCUUUCCUUUGCCAUUUGCUGGCCUUGAUGUUUACCGGCACCGAUCGCUUGCACUGCCUGUUUGCUAGGAACAUCUUCCUAGGGGUGGCCAUGACACUCUCCUUUGUGCAGUUCCUGGAGUUCCUCACCUUCCACCACCUCUUUGGCCCUUGGGCUGUCAUAAUCAGGAACCUCAUGAAGGAUCUCACCAGGUUCGCAGUCAUCCUCGGCUUGUUUCACAUAGCCUUCACCAUGCAGCUGUCGUCCGUCUACCAGCCAGUCUACCCUGAACCAAAGACCAAUCUCUCAGCUGCCGGUGGGAACGCGACUGUGAGCACCACUAUCCAGGACCCCGUUGUCAUCAUGGUCACAUUAUUCUUCUCCUUGUUUGGCCUCGUUGACCCCGAGUCCCUGCCCUCACUCACCAGAACUCCCCAGUUCACUUUUGUCAUCAUCCGCUUUGUGUUUGGGGUCUACCUGAUCGUGACCUUGAUUGUGCUGAUCAACCUGCUGAUCGCCAUGAUGAGUGACACCUAUCAGAGGAUACAGGCCCAGUCUGACACGGAGUGGAAGUUUGGCAGGGCCAUGCUCAUCAGGGACAUGACUAGGAAGUCUGGAACACCUUCCCCCUUUAACCUCUUCACAAAUCUUCUCUAUUAUAUCAAAAUACUUUGCAAACACAAAGCCCAAAUACCCUCGAGGCGACCCAACAGUGGACAUCUAGUCUGGAGGCCACAGAACCUCGAUAUUUCUGAUCGAGCUCACAAUAUUAUGAAUGUUACCACAGUGCAUAGUAACUUUAUACCAUUGUACUACGUUCCAAGCACCGCAUCAAAGCACUUUCCACUCAUCUACACCUAAAUGUGGGCUAGCAGUGUGCAAUAUAGACGUUUUGGGUACAUAGGCAAUGAUCGCCUCCAACAAAAAUAUCUUGCCAAUGAAGACAGCUGGCUCUCUGAUAGACCCAGGCAACUCCUGGUCCAGGCAUAUCAUUUGCUAGGUGGCAAGGUGGGCAGUUAGUCCCUCAGAACUUAGACCUGUGAAUUUGGAAGGAGAGGAAAACUAUCUACUCCACUCCCCCAACCCAUAUGAUCACAUAUAAUGUUCUAUAUGCUGACACAACUUUGCCCUCCGCCCCCAAAUUUUUCGGAAAUGACACCCCUGCCUUGGACAUCAGUGUGGCUAGAUGGGUGGUAGGGUAAGUGCAGGAAGAAUGUCUCCAAGUCUAAUGGAAACUGUUACUUUCCAGGAAAGGAGGCUAAGAGUUUUGUGAUGUAUGUCCUCUUAAAGAGACACUGCUCCAUUCCUUCUCACAGACAUACAAGAGAAUGGGGUAUAAGUGCCCUCACAUGACCUGAGGCUGCUGUAUUACAUCUCCUGAGAGAUCAGUUUUAAUUUAUUUUAAAAUAAAGGGUUGGGGGGUUAUACAUUUUUAUUCUACUGACAUUCAUUACAUUGGGAAUGUUUCAGAAAUCAUGGUGUACUUGUAGUGGUGGGUUUUUCAUAUACAUAGCCCUUUCCUACAUGAAUGUCACAUGGACAGCUGCAACUCCCCCUUCUCCCCAAACCAGAACCAAGCAUGCAUCAUUUAACCAAGUAGCUAAUCAACAUAAUAGUAUUUUAUUUCCCAAGAAGCUCUGGAAACAGGAUAUAUAACUGUAAUCCCAGAUAAAAAGGAUAUCAAAUUGGAGUUAAGGUUGAGCACAUGUUAGUAAUUUAAGGGUAAUUACAGGGAUGUUGUAAUUAUCCCAAAACCAAGCAUUACCAAUCCAGGAAAUUCAGUUAAGGUUAAAUUUAAAAGAAAUUCAGUUAUGUUAAGGAAACUCCAAUGCACAGUUAAGGCACCCAGACAACGUUAACUCCGUCCUGUAAUGACACAUGGAAUAACCAUACAAUUAGGAUUAGUGCAUAAUAGAAAUCAGUUUAAUCUUUUCUAUAAGACUAAGGCUAUGUUGAACUCUUCCCCUUUUUUUCCUCAUGAUGCCACUAUAGGGCAGAACUAAGAAACUAACAUCAAUAGUAAAUACAAACAAAAAAGCCUUAGAAAAAGAACAUGUAGGCUGUGGAAUUGUUUUGCAGUAAGAAGUUCUAUUGCUUGAGACAUUAAAAUCUAAACUGGACUAGGCACUUGAAACUGAACUGUUAGAGACAAUCCUGCAGGGAUAUGUGGACAAGAUGAGCUAAUAAAUCUUCCCCAUCUCCAAUUUCUGUGCUUCUAUGAGAAAUGUAAUCCCAGGAGACUGAGGGCCUGAUCCUGAGAAGUGAAGUCAAUGGACUAGACUUCACCCUAGGCAAACCUACUAUAAAUAGGUCUUAUCAGGGCUGUUACUGGCAUUGGCCCCAUUCUCAGUCAUUUCAGACCCUCUUGGCAUUUGAAGUUGUGAUUUUCCAGCAUUCCCUUCCAUGAUUUUCCCAGUUGUCUGGUUCAGAAAUGUGGCUCAACGCGUAGUACCUCAGGGUUGGCAGAGGGACAAUGUCCUACAGAGAGGGGCAAACAUCUGAAAAAAAUAUUCUGCUCCGAUGAAAAUCUAACUUCUCUGUGUUCACUCGCUCGCUAUGUUUAAAUUGGGUGAGUGUACCCAGAGAGUGUAUUCAUGGCGGGAAAGUUGGUGUGAACAACAAAUGUUAAGUGAAUAUGGGAAGAUAUUUUUGGAGAGUGAAUUUUGCAAUCGCAAUGCUAUGUGUUACACUCAUCCUGACAGAGAUCAGAAGCAUUGCUGUGUAACCUGUCUAAACUAACCAGAUAUCAAACUGCUGCAGGCCAAGAAUUAUUCACCAAAACUAAUUGACAAAUAAUAUCUAAUAAUGAUUAAAUUCAAGAAAAUUGUAAGCCGCUAGUGGACAACAUGCAAAUGGAAAAGGAGGCUAA